AUGGUUAACAUGUACGGGAAAGUCAUGAAAAUCGAGACUGACAAGCCAGUGCAGGUUAUGUUCUUUGAACGUUCCGCUUGCAGCGACGACGGUGGCGAAAAUCCGGGUGAACACGGGGACCCCGCAAUGUGUUUAGCCAUACCCACAGCAUUGUUUUAUGACAUGUACAUUUUCAGCACACCCAAUACUAAACAGGUUAAACCAGAGAACUAUGCGACCAUCGUCAUUGAGGAACCCAACAAGGAAAUCCUUCAAUUUGACGAUCAGAAAUUUCCCAGCGAUGAGAGCGUUGUCUGGAAACCAGUCAUGGGCAUGGACGAGUGGGUGGUUGGGUCGAUAAAAACUAAGCCAGGGACCCAUGUGCUCCAGGGUACCCGAAUGUUCUACUUCGGUUGCUACCUGUACGGCUACCACCAGUUCUAUGGCUACAUGCACCCCGGGGGAUUCAUGUCUUCACCAAUCGAUGACAUUGAAAAUUGUGAAAACACGCAAAAAUCUAGUUCACGGGGAGACCUCAUUGAUAAUGAUUGCGAUGGUCGUGUUGACGAGGAGUUGUACGAUGGGUACGAUAACGACCAUGAUGGCGCUGUUGACGAGGAUUUAGCAAAGCCUGACAGAGUUAAUGGUGGAUGGGCUGAAUGGCGUGCCUGGGGCUGUACCCAGAAUUGUUCUGUAACUGAUGAAGAACGUUUCAGACGUUGCACCAACCCCCGACCGGUCAACUUUGGGGCGAACUGCCCGGGUUUUAACAGGCAGCCCCGUAAAGGAAAGUGCUGGAUCAAGACGAGGUGCCCCACAACAUGCCCUAAACUGAGAUUUGGAUUCGAAUGCGCCAAGUCUUGCGCCAACUGUUUCCCCGACUGCAACAAGUUCAACGGCACGUGCAAUGGCACGUGUGUCAAAGGUUAUCAGGAUCUGGAAGAGAUUUGUUUGAUUCCCUGUAACUCUGGCUGGUAUGGUGAAAACUGCGAAGAAAGUUGUGAAGAAAAAUGUGGGGGAGAUUGUGCUGAAACAGUGGAAGGAACUUGUCCGCCUCGAUACUGGCUGGUUGCCUUGGGUGUUUUGACGAUAUUUGCGAUCGUGGGCGGCUCAAUAUACUGGUGGCAACAGAGGGAGCCCUCACAAAAAUUUGUACACGGGGAAGACAAUAGGAGUUACGUGGCGCAUUCAGGGUCGUCGGCGUUUACAUUCGCCUAA
Messenger RNA from Physella acuta, 1197 nucleotides. RefSeq lists its product as uncharacterized. The record is from RefSeq and is a predicted model, not a curated record. Lineage: Eukaryota; Metazoa; Mollusca; Gastropoda; Physidae.